UUUUCUGAUGUCUUGCUUGACGUGGAAGACGUAGAGUUGAAAAAUGGUAGUGACCCAAACCUCUGCAGUGUCUAUAUGAAGGACAUCUACAAGUACCUGAGAGACCUUGAGGAAAAGCAACCUAUCAGACCUGAAUACCUGGCCGGCCAGGAUAUCAGUGGAAACAUGCGUGCCAGACUAAUGGACUGGCUUGUACAAGUACAUCUGAAAUUCAGGCUCCAUCAGGAGACCUUGUAUACAUCUGUUGCUAUUGUCGAUCGCUUCCUGCAGGACAAUCCUGUUGCCAAGACGACCUUGCAGCUGGUUGGUGUCACAGCUAUGUUAAUUGCCAGCAAGUAUGAAGAUAGAUGUCCCCUAAAUGUUGGAGAUCUUGCCUAUGAAACUGAAAAUGCUUACACAAAGGCAGAAAUCUGCCAGAUGGAGAUAAAGAUUCUGCAAGCCCUGGACUUCAAUCUGAGUCGCCCUAUCCCUCUGCACUUCCUAAGGAGGACUUCAAACAUUGCAGAGGUGAGCUCUAUACAAUACAUUCUGGCCAAGUACCUGAUGGAGUUGUCCAUUAUGGACUACUGUAUGGUUCACAUCCCUCCAUCCAAGAUUGCAGCAGCUGCUAUCUGUUUAGCUCUGAAACUCCUGAAUGGAUGUGAGUGGACACAAACCCUGCAACAAUACAUGACUUAUGCCGAGAGCGACCUUCUCCCAGUUAUGCAGCACAUAGCGAAGAAUGUCUUUCUUGUGAACAAGGGCAUCACCAAAAACCUGACGAUCAAGAACAAGUAUGACAGCCAGAAAUAUGCCAGUGUAAGUACCAUGGAGCAGCUGGACUCACCUGUCAUACGGAAUCUAGCCCAACCUGUGCUGCAAAUGCCUUAA
Molecule: messenger RNA, 870 nt
Organism: Apaloderma vittatum (bar-tailed trogon)
Lineage: Eukaryota; Metazoa; Chordata; Aves; Trogoniformes; Trogonidae
Product: G2/mitotic-specific cyclin-B1-like
Exons: 7
Coding region: 76-870 (264 amino acids)
Biological process (GO): mitotic cell cycle phase transition; regulation of cyclin-dependent protein serine/threonine kinase activity; mitotic metaphase chromosome alignment
Cellular component (GO): nucleus; cyclin B1-CDK1 complex; mitochondrial matrix
Molecular function (GO): cyclin-dependent protein serine/threonine kinase regulator activity
Source: RefSeq, a predicted model, not a curated record